This is a messenger RNA of Vitis riparia (riverbank grape), 1240 nucleotides long. Its product is annotated as phytanoyl-CoA dioxygenase. The coding region runs from base 105 to 956 and encodes 283 amino acids. NCBI's taxonomy places the organism in Eukaryota, Viridiplantae, Streptophyta, Magnoliopsida, Vitales, Vitaceae. The transcript has 9 exons. Gene Ontology annotation, molecular function: phytanoyl-CoA dioxygenase activity. The record is from RefSeq and is a predicted model, not a curated record.
UGAGUGUCGCGAAUGGAAAUAACCACCGCCAUAAUCGGACCUAGUCAUUCAGAACACUGAUUCCUAAUAUUCCAUAGGAUUACCAACCACCCAUAUCGGUAGCCAUGGGGAUUUCAGGAAAACUGAGUCCAGAACAGCUCCACUCCUUCCAUUCUCAAGGGUUUCUUGUGAUUGAAUCGUUUUCAAGCCCUGAAGAGAUUGAUGACAUGAGAAGGAGAAUGGAUCAAUUGCUUGACGGCUUUGACUGCUCCACUGCUGCCUCCAUCUUCUCUACCAAAAACCAGCAAAAAUUGACCGAUGAUUACUUCUAUGAGAGUGCCGAGAAGAUUUCCUUUUUCUUUGAGGAGAAAGCAUUCGGUGAGGAUGGCAACUUGAAGCAAGCAAAACAACUUUCCAUCAACAAAGUUGGCCAUGCAUUGCAUGAGAUCGACCCAGUAUUUAAAACAUUCUCUUGUUCCGAGAAACUCUCAAGUUUGAUGCUCUCUUUAGGGUACAAGAGGCCAGUGAUCAUCCAAUCAAUGUAUAUAUUUAAGCAACCAGGCAUUGGAGGUGAAGUGGUGCCGCACCAGGAUAACUCAUUCCUUUAUACUGAACCACCAACUUGCACGGGCCUGUGGCUGGCGCUAGAAGAUGCAACAAUUCUAAAUGGUUGCCUCUGGGCCAUUCCUGGAUCCCAUAAAAAUGGACUUGUGAGAAGGUUCAUCAGAGGUGAUGAAGGGGUUUACUUUGACCAGCCUUCCCCAUCAUAUGAUGAUAAAGAUUUUGUGCCUGUUGAAGUGAAAGCUGGCUCUUUGGUUGUCCUUCAUGGCGAUCUUAUUCAUCAAAGUUUUGAGAAUCAGUCCCCAAAAUCAAGGCAUGCCUACAGCUUGCAUGUGGUGGAUACGGAUGGCUGCAAAUGGGCCCAAGAGAACUGGAUCAGAAGGAAAGUGGACCCUGAGCCUCUCUAUGAAUCUUGAUCCGAAGCCCGGCAGUCCAUCAGUUGAUAGUCAUUCGGAAGGCUGCCCAUGUCUGUCAUUCAGUCGCAACUUUGUGUUCUUUCUUCUUAGUCAUCUGUACAAUAGGAUCCCUGCUUGUGAAAUAAAGAAUUACAACAUAAACUUACUGUGUUAUGAGAUACAACACGUGCAUGAAAAUAUGUGUGAUAACUAUUUUUUAUUUAAUAAUUGUUGUCCUACAUAUCUGUACUGUGUCAUCAAGCGAUGCUCUGGUGUAAUAAAUUUUUCCUCCAAACAGUUGCCCA